This is a messenger RNA of Trichechus manatus latirostris (Florida manatee), 3697 nucleotides long. RefSeq names its product replication protein A4 (gene RPA4). Gene Ontology annotation, biological process: DNA replication; nucleotide-excision repair; double-strand break repair via homologous recombination. Gene Ontology annotation, molecular function: single-stranded DNA binding. The record is from RefSeq and is a predicted model, not a curated record. Bases 1751 to 2539 code for a protein of 262 amino acids. Gene Ontology annotation, cellular component: nucleus; site of double-strand break; DNA replication factor A complex. The transcript has a single exon. Lineage: Eukaryota; Metazoa; Chordata; Mammalia; Sirenia; Trichechidae.
CUGUAAUUAUUUGGAAAUAUAAUCAGUUACAUUAUUUUAACUUCAAAAUUUUGAGACUAAAAGCCUGAUAUUACUUAAUAAAACAGCAAUGUCUGAUGUGUGAGGAUUGUAAACAUUUAAAAAAUACAGUCAAAUCUCAUCUCUAAUAAUGUGCAUCUUUAAGAAUAUAAACAUUAUUUGGAUAUUUAAUUCCUCCUCAAAUAUAUAAAGUAUAGCAUCAGAAGUUAAAUAUCUGUGCAUUUACAUGGAAAACUAUUUCUGUACUCAGUUGACUGUUAUAUAUUUGUUUGUAAAACAAGUUAAGUAUAUUGGAUUUAUGAUUUUAUUCCUUUUAAACCUGAGAAGUACAUAUAAUUCUGUAUUUUUCUAUCAGUUUUAGAUAUACUGUUCACAAAUUUCUGUAAUUUGGGGAUAGCAAAAAUUAAAUUUUUUAACCAAUAAAAAGAAAUGAGAAAAAUAUAACUAAACUUUUAAUAUCUCUACACAUGUAGACUAUUGACUAACUACAAAUGAUUUUUAAGGAAGAGGUCACUUGCCAAUGGUGGAUUCCAAUAACUCUUGUUAUUUAUUAAGUAUUAAAAAAACUUUUCAGUUAAUAACACACAAAAUAAAACGAUGUUUUAUAAGGAAAAACAAUUUUUCAGUUUAAUAGAAUAUUCUGGGGUCUAGUUACAAAAUUGUUAGAAUCAUAACUUUAGAAAUUAGUAGAUGAAAUGUAUAUAGAAACCAUAUUGUAUUCAUUUUUCCAAAUUUAUAAUAAAAGGGCCAUGUGUUGUACUUUUCUGAACUGUCUACAGAGCCCUGAAAAUUAAUUUAGAAAUCAGCCAUUCAGUUUAGAUUUAUAUGUAAAUUGAAAAAUAUCAUACUACAGUAAAACCUGUGAAAGGUAAAUCCUGCGAAAGCUGGAAUGUGUGUAAAGUGGAAACCGGUCAGAGAAGCAAAACACAAAUAUUUUCCACUAAAAGGGAGCGAUAUAAAAGUGGUAAGACUGCACCCUAUCAAACGCAGAAAAUUUGCGAGUCUGGGGUAAAGAAGGCAGUCCCGUCCAGUUUCGGCUAUCACAGGUUUCACUGUAUUUGUUUAUAUUAACUGUACACUUGGCAAAAUAAAUGUAAGAUUAUUAUUCUGCAAUAAAAAAAUUUAAAAAGCAGUGGUGAGAUGUGACUUACCUUUGAGUAUAUAGUCAUUCAAAGGUGGUUUAUCUGUCCAUUUUUUCCAGAAUGUUUCUGAUUUUAAUGAUUUGAACAAGGAAUGUGAGUUCUUUGAGAACAGUAACCGUGGUGGUGGUUUUUUUCUUCCUGCAUAUAACCCACAGCACUGUAGCUAGUGCCUAGCCCCAAAAAUUUCUGUUGAAUGACUGGUUGACUGAAUGAGUGAAUAAAUGGAUCUUUAAAAAGUGACUGUAGAAAAAGUUGUGGCAUUCAAGAAUGAAGUGAAAAAAACAGUAAAAAUGCACUUUUUUAAACGAUGACGGGAAAGGGUUGGAGUUGCACGUGGAGUUUUUCAAAAGUAGCUCAGCAGCUGCACACUCUAAGGAAUUAUGGGAGUGGGUGAGAAACUAGCAGGUCUCGAUUGGCUGACGGCAGCUGCGGUCUUGCAGCUGAUUGGCUCCAGGGAAAGUGGGAGGUGAUUGUGUCGCGAAGAUCCAGGCCAUCUGUUCUAGUCCUCAGUAGAGCUUGGAGCUGGCUUGGGGAACUCACUGUUGAGAUCAGAACCACGCCUCCUCACCUGCCAGAGCUGUUGUUCGAAGAUGAGUAAGAGUGGGUUUGGGAGUUAUAGCAGGUUCUCUGCUGCGGGUGGAGCCAGUGGGGACAAUGGUCAACCCUCUGGGGGAGGUGCAACUCCUCCUGCUAAGCCCCGAAGACCCAAAGCUCAAAUCCAGAACAUUAUACCUUGUUGUGUAAACCAGCUGCUCACCUCCACUCUGGUUGACAAUGUAUUCAAGAUUAGGGGAAUUGAGAUUUCCCAGGUCUCUAUUGUGGGGAUAAUCAGACAGGCUGAGAGGGCUCCACACUAUAUUCUUUACAAAAUUGAUGAUAUGACCUCAAAGCCGAUCGAGGUGCGACAGUGGUUUGACGGAGAUAAAGCAAAGCAGGAGAUAAUUCCGCUUCCAGUCGGAGUAUACGCCAAAGUGUUUGGCAUCCUCAAAUGCACUGGUGAAGCAAAGAGCCUUGAGGUAUUGAAAAUUCGCAUCUUGGAAGACAUGAACGAGUUCACCACACAUAUUCUAGAAACAGUCAAUGCGCACAUGAUACUGUAUAAAGCCCGCCAAGCCACCACUGGGGAAAGCACGCCCGUUGCCCCAUCAGGAAUGGAUGCCGCCAUCGAUUAUGGCAAGCACCACCUCAGCUUCAUCCGGAAGGAAGUGCUACGUUUGAUUCACGAGUGUCCUCGACUUGAAGGAAAGAGCAUUCGGGAGCUCCAGACCGAGCUUCCCAGCGUGAGCAUCAGAGCCAUCAAGGAAGCGAUUGAUUAUCUGACCAUCGAAGGCCAUGUCUAUUCCAGUGUGGAUAAUGAGCAUUUUAAAUCUGCUGACUGAGGCAGCUAAAACACUUUUCAUUUUCAGAAGACCUUUGCCUCCAGCUGUGAGUAAUUUUGACCUGUUGACUUUUAGGAAGUAGGAUUUUUCAACAAAAGAUCUUAACUGGCACCCUUUUGAAAGUUUCUGUUUUUCUAACUGUAUUUGAAGCUUAGAAGGAGAUAGCGAAGGAUAAAUUGAUUGAAUGUUUUGAGGAAUUAUCAGAAAGGUAAUGAAAAUGUUAUUGUAUGGAUGAAUUUGGUGGAAAAAAGGUACAGAAGAUUAAAGAUUAUCAUUUAAUUGUUUGGGAGCUUCUUUUUCUGAAAUAUCUAUAUAUUAGGAGAAAUAUAUACAUACAGUCAGCCAACUAAGAGACAAAAAAAAAGUUUUCACACUUUUUCCGUGAGACUUAUUUUCCAUAUGUUUGGAGUUAACCUAUUAUAAUAUUUCUCUUGCUAAAUAUAAUGAUUGAUUAGUUUCAGUGUGUGCUAAAGAUAGUGAUUGAUUAAUUCAAAUGUUCAAGUGUUUAUUGAGUGACUUUCUCUUAUUACUAUAGGUUUUGGAUUUUGUUUUUUAAUAUGACUUUAUGUCUAAAUAAUUCAUUUUUUAAGGGUCAUCUUUUAUUAUUUUUCCUUAAGAUGUGAUGAAGCUUAAUGAUUAUUUAAAAUUCAUUGUGAUUAUAUUUUGAUGAAAUUACUCUUUAUUGUAGUUGCAUGGUACAUGGAUACCAGACUUUUUGAAAUUUUGAUGUUCUGGUAUAUUAUCUAUACUGCUAAAUGCUCUGUUUUAUGUACAACAGAGUAAUAUUCUUAUAGGGUAGGCAAACAAACAAAAACAAUUAUUUUAGGAAUAUUAAGCUUACUAAGGUUAAUAGAAAUUUGUUUGUUGUAUUAAAAUACUUUUGCAAAAUCUUAACUUUCUUGUAUGAUUUUUUUCUAAAUACAUUUGAAAAGUCUUUUGUUGUAUGUCCUUGAGAAUUAAUAGUUUUACUUGUCCAGAAGAAAUUUUUCUUUUCUAUAUAUGUUGUAAUGAUGUAUUUUAAUGUAGCUUAUAUUAACUAUGUGAUAUUUUAAAAUAACUGACCAUGAAUAAAAGCUCUUAGUUAUACAUUCACUAAAGAUGUUUUUCAAGGUAUAGAUUUGUUAUUUUCAAAAAACAAAACAAAACAAAAACCCACUG